GCUCCGUUCCCUAGUCCGAGGCAGGAGCCGAGCGCCUUACACAAGAAGAGCGGUGAAGCUGCCGUCGCCCCCGCAGAAUGGCUUGCACAGUUUCUGCUGUUGGUGUCCUCCUUUUGUUUGGUCUUCUGCUGCCCUCAGGAGAGGGCAGCAAGAGGAACCGUGGCUCACAAGGAACCAUCCCUUCUCCUGACAAAGACCAGCCCAAUGACUCCGAGCAGACCCAGCAGCCGCCACCACCAGGCUCCAGACCCCGCGGUAAGGAGAAAGCCAAACCUCCAUCUACUGAAGAGGUGCUGGAAUCGAGCCAAGAGGCGUUGCAUGUCACGGAACGGAAGUACCUGAAAAGGGAUUGGUGCAAAACACAGCCACUCAAGCAAACUAUCCAUGAGGAAGGCUGCAGAAGCCAAACCAUCCUGAACAGAUUCUGUUACGGCCAGUGCAAUUCAUUCUACAUCCCGAGGCAUGUCCACAGAGAGGAAGGUUCCUUCCAAUCAUGUUCAUUCUGCAAACCAAAGAAAUUCACCACCAUGUUGGUUACGCUGACCUGCCCAGACCUGCAACCUCCAACCAAGAAAAAGAGGAUCACACGAGUUAAAGAAUGCCGCUGUAUAUCCAUAGACUUGGACUAGGAGGCGUCAUGGAGGAUAUUCUGCCCACCAGUGCAUUUCCUCCUCCAGUCCAGGGGUCUAAACCUCUUUAGGUGUGUCCAAAUGUGGCAUGAAUCAAAGAGAAUCACAGCAAACAGUAUGUGUUAUUCAUCUGUAAGUGGGAACUUCA
Molecule: messenger RNA, 777 nt
Organism: Candoia aspera
Lineage: Eukaryota; Metazoa; Chordata; Lepidosauria; Squamata; Candoiidae
Gene: GREM1
Product: gremlin 1, DAN family BMP antagonist
Exons: 2
Coding region: 78-629 (183 amino acids)
Biological process (GO): animal organ morphogenesis
Molecular function (GO): BMP binding; receptor ligand activity
Source: RefSeq, a predicted model, not a curated record